Messenger RNA from Pelagomonas calceolata, 432 nucleotides. The record is from the annotation of a GenBank genome assembly. Lineage: Eukaryota; Pelagophyceae; Pelagomonadales; Pelagomonadaceae.
AUGGGCCCGCGCGCCCUUGUCCUCGCGCUGCUGCCGACGGCGGUGGCGGCGAACAAGGGCAACGAGGUCAUAAAAUUCGUCGUAAUUGGCGCCGCGGUCCUCAUAUUUUUUGGCUUGAUCAUCUACAGACAGUACAAGUACGCGACGUGGAGCGCGAAGCGCUCCACGACCGUCACGGCGCCGGCCGGGAAGGCGGGACUGCUCUUCGACGCGACCACGGCGCCGCCGACGGUCACGGGCCUCGCCGCGCUGUCGCCGCUGCGUGGCGAGGUGCAGGUGGGCUGGAAGCUCGCGAAGGUCGACGACGUCGACGUGUCGGAGAUGACCGGCGCGGCCGCGACGCGGCUUCUCGAGGAGCGCGCCGCACACGCGCGCCGCCUCGAAUUCGACCGCACCCUAGCACCACUCCCGAACUACAAUCAUGGGGGUUGA